This is a messenger RNA of Linum trigynum, 4514 nucleotides long. The record is from the annotation of a GenBank genome assembly. Lineage: Eukaryota; Viridiplantae; Streptophyta; Magnoliopsida; Malpighiales; Linaceae.
AAGAGAGAAUCGCCAACUCCGGGCCGGCACGGACUUAUCCGGGUCCGGCUAUGAACAAGUACUUGGACUGGGCCAGCCGAAUUACGAUUUACCAUCGGCCGUGGGCGAAUUUGGCUGGGCCCAAAGAGGCCUUGUUUGAUCCAAAGGGUAAGUUGAGUACCGAAUACUACGGGAUUUGGUCGUGGCUCGAGGCUGGUGUAUCGACCCAAAAGCCAGCGAUGGGCCUUCCUUUUUAUUGCCGGACUUGGGUUCUGGAGGAUCCCUCCGAUCACGGGAUCGGGUCGAACGAAGGUUGUCGGCUGUCGCGGUGGGUCCCCGGUGAUGGGGUUUUAGGAUACGACGACGAACAAGGCAAGCGUUGUUCAUGACAGGGAGACGGUGUCGUAUUACUCGAUGGCCAACGGGUCUUGGGUCGGCUACGAUGAUAAAAAUGUCCAUUGAUGCGAAGAUCCAGUUUGCUCAGAAUCUGGGCCUUGGGAUAGUUCUUUUGGGCCCUUGGACAGUACCGGAACUUUGAUAUCCCAAUGUCAGAUAACCAUUUCUGUCACUGCUCACCUGUGCCUGAGGUGAUUUGAAUAUUAUGCUUGACGUCAUAAAGGGGUUACUACGUCAUGCUAACUAGGGCCAUAAGUUUAAUUCUAGUAUUUGGGAUAUACCGAAUAUCUUAUCAAAUUUAUCAUUAUUUGGUAUCACCGAAUACUGACUUAUUUUUUAGGGAUUGAGAUUCAUUUUGGAGUGCUAUCUGGUAUUUAGGAUUACGAGGUUGAGAUCGGUAUAUACCGAAAUACCAAAAAUUAAAAAUUAAUUAAAUAUAACAUACAACCUUUGGUCAUUCAUCACUCUUUGACAACUUAGAAGCCCCUAUCCAACUCAAUUUUGACUUUCCAAUUUAAGUCAUUCUCAUCUCGCACCUAAUCUUUUGUUAUUUUCAUAACACCAAAAGGUAAACAUUAGUAUUAGUCGUCUCUCAGCCUCUGAUUCCUCAAAUAAAAGAUUACCAAUGACAAGAAUUUAAAAUGUCACCUCUCCUCCAUUCUUCUUAUUCAUAUCCUAGCUCUAGACAAACUCAAAACACUUUGCUUAGUCUCUUUGCCCUAAAUUAAACAAAUAAAUCUAAUUUAUAUAUUUAAUUAUUCAUUGUCAAGGUAAUUAAUUUCGUGUUCGAUAAUAUCGAUUGAGAUACCGAAGUACUGAUUCGGAUACUGAAAUAUUUAGGGAUUGGGAUACCGAAAUUAUUUAGGAUUGAGAUUGGUAUUAUUGGGAUUGAUUUUAGGGUGUAAUUCAGUAUUCAAAAUUUUGGUAUUUGGUAUUGGGAUACUAAUACCUUACUGAUUUCCACCCCUACUGCUAACGUUAUUGGACCGUUAUCUUGUUCAAUUUGAAGAUAAGGAACGCACAGUACUAAUACAAGUACUAAUACAAAGACGUUAUUAUGUACUAAUUGAUUCUCUUAUUAACACGUGCAAUUGUGAUGUUUGAAGUUGGCAUGUUUUAACUUUUAACUAACUAGCCCCAGAAAAUUUAGUGAAUUAGAGUUCAGUGGUUAACCAUUAUAGAAUUGUUGGUUGGUCGUUGAUAGAAUCGUUAAUGAUAUAUAACAUACAAGACUUGUAUAUUACAUUAAUUUAAGAAAGAAAUUAUCAUUGACCAUAAACAAUUUCAAAUUCAUACCAUUUCCAAAAUAUCUAAUAAUUUGUUCAAACCGACUCACAAAAGAAAUCAUAAUAUUUUUAAUUCAAGUUAAAAAUUACGGUGCCACGUAAAGUAGACAACAAUAUUGGAAAAUGAGAAGAAGGUGCUAUAAAAUUAAUAAUUAUGGUUUGAUGGUCUUAGUUUAUGUGAAAGUAUUGGACUUUGCUACGGUGACAUGCAUGUCACGGUGACAUGCAAUUUUCGGUCGACCUCAUAUAGGAUUAGGUCGACCCAAUAUGUUGUUUCAGUGUAAAAACAGUUUCAUGGUGCCUACUUUGGAGAUUCAUAUCUUACAAUUGGCUAGAUGGAAAUUGGAGAUUAAAGGCUUGUUUUGAAGCUGAAGUGUCCCUCUACACAUUAAAGUACUUGAGAGCUCAAUAGAAAGUCCAAAAGACCAUUUUUGAACCUGGCCAAAAGGCUAUGCCAAAACUGGGAAACUGCCUGAAAAUGGCUAAGUUUGGUAACGUGUUUGUCAAGCCUACUUUGGAGCUCAAUUUGAGAAGCAUGGAUGCGAGUCAAGUCCAGGGGCCUCUAGCACGUUAAAUUACGUAUUUUAUUAUACAAAGGUAAGGCAUUGGAUGAAAGAUUGAAUAUCUUUAAGGCUUCAAACAAAAGGCUCGAAGUUGCUACAAAUGCUGUUUUUCUGCCAGCUUGCUUGUGCUCGAAGUUAGCCAGAAAAACAGCCUUCGUAGCAACUUCGACCCUUUUGUUUGAAGCCUUACAGAUAUCCAAUAUUUCAUCCAAUGCCUUGAAUUUGUAUAAAAACAUACCUAAUUUAAUGUGGUAGAGGCUCCUGGACUUGACUUGCAUUCAUGCUUCUCGAAUUGAGCUCCAAAAUAGGCUUCACAAACACGUUUCCAGACUUGGCCAUUUCCAGACAGUUUCCCAGUUUUGGCAUAGCCUUUUGAUGAGGUUCAAAAAUGGUCUUCUGGACUUCUUAUCGAGCUCUCUUCCACUUCAAUAUGUAGAGGGAAACUCCAGCUUCAAAACAAGUCAUUAGUCUUCUAUUUCCAUCUAGCCAAUUGUAUGAUAUGAAUGUCCAAAGUAGGCACCAUGAACUGUUUUUACACUGAAACAACAGAUUAGGUCGACCUGAUCCUAUAUGAGGUCGACCGAAUCCUAAAUGAGGUAGACCAGAUCCUAUAUGAGGUCGACCUAAUCCUAACCGAGGUCGACCUGAAAGUGCAAGUCACCAUGACAUGCAUGUCACCGUAGGCACACCCUAAAGUAUUUAUUUUAAAAAAAAUAUAUUUGUGGUUAAAAUAGUGAACCAGUGGACCCGUUAAACCGUGAAAAAUUGUUUGAUCCAUCAAUAACCGUUCAAAUAAUAAACUGGACCACUAUCGCAACUGGUUUGACGGUUCUACUGGCUCAACCAUUAAUCUGGUUUGAUUCUUAUACCAAUGUUAAUUUGUACUGUAACACAGAACCACUAUAUGUUACGGCUGUCAUUUCGCUUGCCGGUUAGCGGCUAAUCGGAAACCGAAAAAACAGAGGGGUGGUCAGUUGACGGAAGGGAUUAGUGGUCAGGCGGUUAGCCAAGAAACCAAAGUCGGCUAACCAGCUAACUGACCGAGAUGAAACGACGUCGUUUUGCCUAUUCUUAAAUACACCAAUUCCCCCCCCCCCCCCAACUCUAGCACUGCUGGCCUUCGUUCUCCCUCAACCCUCACACACUCUGCGACUGCCUCUGCCCGCCGCCUCGCCUCGACGACCUCCUCCUCCCCGGCCCCCGCCGUGCCUCGCCGCCUCCACAGUCAAGGUCAAGGAGAAUCAAAUCGGCACCCCCCCCCCCCCCCCCCCCCCCGCGCCGCGGCGCCGCCUCCUCCACUGCUCGGCACCAGGCAGAAUAAGGAAAGAGAGAAGCUCGGUCUGGGAGAAGCUCUUCUUCUUGAUUCUGGGCCAGACCGCCAGAAGCAGAAUCAUCACUCAAAUUUUAGGCGAUUUUAGGUUUUCUUCCCUUGCUGUCCGGUUACUGGUCGGUUAGGUAGCUCCAACCCAACUAGCCUUCAAAUUUCGGUUGCCCCAGUUAAACCGCGUCGAAACCGAAAACUGGUCGGUCGGUUUGCUGCUAACCGAGGUUGGUUGGACGGUCGGUCGACGACAGCAGUUGAUCGUGUCUCGACAGCAGUUAAAUCGAAACCGACCGACUGCCACCCUAUGUUGACUAACUAAUGUCAUUCUUUGUUGCACCCUAACUACCACCAUAAUAAAUCUGCUACAACCAUAUUCCAGAAUAGGACACAUUAUUAGGAACUUAUCCAACUGUCAUGACAGGAGAGGAACCGUAAGCAAAAUAUGGUAUCGCAAUUUGUCAUAUAAAAAUCUUUACUUAUUAGUCAGUUUAAUAUUGAUUUUGCAGUUUGAUCUGUGCAGCAGGAAGGAUGACUAUAAAUAUUCUUAUUCUCGUUCAGAAGGACAGGCAGGACACAGCAUUUAGCAAGCGCAUCUUUUAUCUGUUUAUGCAGCCGCCCACAAGCUAGGCAACUGAACCAUGACAUAUCUUUUCUUUGUAUACUUUGUCUCUAAGUAUAUCCUCUCUUGUACCCGAGAUAAUCCUCUGAUUAGUAAAUAGUAUAUGAUCAAUUAUUUAAUAUCUUUUAACGAUUUGAGUUGUUGGUGUCAACUGGUUCUUAACAUGGUAUCAGAGAGGUCUUUUGUUCAAAUCCCCGUAACCCCAUAUGCUUUCUGUUAAGCAGAUGGUGUCCGAAUCUGUACAAACUUCAAACCCUUCUGUGACCGAAAUGUCCUCUGUUCGAAUCCCGAUGACCCUUCAUCUCAACAUCAUCAAUCAUUGUUUUCAAUAAAAUCAAUCUUUAAAU